Messenger RNA from Clonostachys solani, 2406 nucleotides. Lineage: Eukaryota; Fungi; Ascomycota; Sordariomycetes; Hypocreales; Bionectriaceae. The record is from the annotation of a GenBank genome assembly.
AUGUUGGCCAAGCUUAACUCUGUGGGACUAGACGGUAUCAAAUCGGAUGAUCAACUUCAGCUUCUAGAUACGAUUGACUCUCUCCGGUCGCAGGGCAUCCACCAUUAUGUUUCCCUCCCACAGAUCAUCGUCUGCGGCGAUCAGUCAUCUGGAAAGAGUUCGGUCCUAGAAGCGAUCUCUGGCGUCUCUUUUCCGAUUAAGAGCACUAUCUGUACUCGAUUUCCCACCGAACUUGUCCUCCGGAAAUCUACGCACGAAGGAGUUGAACUUCGUAUUAUCCCGCAUGAAUCCCGUACCGACUCUCAAAAAGAGUCACUCUACAAAUUCAAUGGGAAGCUAAACGAUUUUUCCGACCUUCCCGAACUCAUUGAAGCUGCCAGAUGCUCCAUGGCUAUGCUUACUCCAGGCAUGUCAUUCUCUCGGGACAUUUUGAGGGUCGAAAUCCACGGCCAAGAUCGCCCUCAUCUUACCAUGGUCGACUUGCCUGGGCUCAUACAUUCUGAGACCAAAACUCAGUCAGCCGAGGAUGUGUCACUGAUCAAAGAGGUUGUACGAAGCUAUAUGAAAGAGCCUCGAACUAUAAUACUCGCCGUGGUUUCUGCUAAAUAUGAGUUCUCUAAUCAAAUUAUUCUCCGACUCGCGCGAGAAGCCGACCCGAGAGGCCACCGAACCAUGGGUGUGAUCACCAAGCCUGACACUCUCCUGGAAGGUUCUGAGAGUGAAAGCAAGUUUCUCACUUUAGCCAAAAACCAAGACAUUGAGUUUCGCCUAGGCUGGCAUGUGUUGAGAAAUGCAGACUCCGAAAGAGGGCCAAGCACUCUAGAGCAGCGGGACAAUAAAGAAGCAUACUUCUUUUCCAGUGGUCGCUGGGUCGAGCUUCCUUCUUCCUCGCGCGGGAUUGUCAGCCUUAGAACCAGGCUCAGCCAGCUUCUUUGCUAUCAGAUUGUGGCGGAGCUACCGGAUCUUGUCGCAGAGAUUCGGACAAAGGCUGACGACUGCCGGGUUCAGCUGGAACAGAUGGGAAGCCCUCGAGAGAAUCUUCAGGACCAAAAGUUGUAUCUGGUGCAAGUCAGCCAGCGAUUCCAGGCUUUGGUCAAAGCAGCUGAUGAGGGUGCCUAUCACGACGGCUUUUUUCAUGAUCCCAUGACCAACGCCGGAUACAAGAAGCGGCUUCGGGCCAUUGUUCAAAAGCUCAACGAAGAAUUUUCACUUGAAAUCCGCGCUCGUGGCCGCAAGUACACGGUGUCGACAAGUGCCCCGAAUUCCAUCAGUCAAAAAGAUCUCAUCGACAAGGUCAUAGGGCUCGCUGAGAGAACCAGGGGACGCGAGCUUCCCGGCCUGUGGAAUCCCAUGACUAUAUCAGAGCUAUUUAGGGAACUCUCGUCUCCGUGGGAAGCCAUCGCGACGAAGCAUGUCAACCGCACGUGUGAGGCCUGUGCAGAGUUCAUAGAACAGGUGGCCAAGGCCACUGCCGACUCGGUGACAGCCAGCUCACUCAAAGAUGUGAUACUGGACCCGAAGCUUGAGAAGAUUCGGCUGGGUCUCUAUAACAACCUCAAGAAGGUUAUGCAGCCACAUCAGGAAGGUCAUCCAAUUACAUAUGGCGAAGGUUUCCAGGAGGCACUUCAUCAAGCGCAAGUGAAGAGAGUAGACCAUGCCAUCGCGACCAUGAUUCAAAAUUUCCUAGGAGUGGUCACCGCCGAGGGCCAAACCAUUCGCGUGUCAAAGAAUGUUGACACAGGGGCGCUCCAUCGUGAGCUAUUGAAAACGAUUGAUCCCUGUUCUAACCGCCAUAAAGCCAUGGGCAUCAUGGACCAUGUUGACCAUUAUUAUGAGACUGCUUUACAGCGAUUUAUCGAUGUCGUGGCUGUAGACGUUAUUGAGACGAGCCUAGUAGCUGAGCUCAGUAAAGUGUUUGAUCCAACAGCCGUUGCCAUGAUGACAAACGAGCAAAUUUCUCUGAUUGCAGAUGAAACGGAGCAGAGACGUAUGAUCCGGGAGGGAUUGCAACAACAACUUCACAGCUUAGAGGAAGGAAAUCGCAUUUUCCAGAAGUACCAGAAGGUAGUGCUUGCCAUGAUGUCAUCCAUGAGCUAUGAGAACUACACACCGAAAAGCGGCUCGACGAUGGAUGGAGAGGAAACCCCAGAACGUACCCGUGGAGCAGGCCCAAGAGUCUCUGAAUAUUCGUUCUGUCACGAGGAAAAGUCAGCGGAUGAGGAGACUCCAGCAACCGAGGAGGUUGAAGAAGCCAAGGAGGCUCCAGUGAUUGAGGAGGCUCCAGCAGAUGAGGCAAUGCCACCAAGUGAGGAGAUGCCAGCUGUGCCCAGAUAUGAUGAUGAUGGUUUCGGAUUUUGGAAGAAAGUGGGGGAAAAUCACAAUAAUGCCGGUUCAUUUUGGGAAUAA